Messenger RNA from Penicillium coprophilum, 1098 nucleotides. RefSeq names its product DUF803 domain membrane protein. The record is from RefSeq and is a predicted model, not a curated record. The transcript is spliced from 6 exons. Bases 1 to 1098 code for a protein of 365 amino acids. Gene Ontology annotation, molecular function: magnesium ion transmembrane transporter activity. Gene Ontology annotation, cellular component: membrane. Lineage: Eukaryota; Fungi; Ascomycota; Eurotiomycetes; Eurotiales; Aspergillaceae. Gene Ontology annotation, biological process: magnesium ion transport.
AUGGCCAUCGGAACGAGUUUUGUUAUCACCAAAAAGGGUUUGAUGCAAGCCAGCGAACGACAUGGGUUCGAGGGCGAAGGAUUCUCAUACUUGAAGAGUCCUGUCUGGUGGGGUGGUAUAUGGCUCUUGGAGAAGUCGCCAACUUCGCUGCUUACGCCUUUGCGCCUGCCAUCCUGGUUACCCCCUUGGUGCGCUGAGGCGGUCCUGAGUUCGUACUUCCUCAACGAGAUACUUGGUGUAUUAGGAAAAUUGGGCUGUGCGCUGUGCUUGCUGGGUUCGGUCGUCAUCGUUCUCCAUGCGCCUCCCGACAAGCAGGUAGAGACAGUCGAUGAGAUUUUGGCAUAUGCCGUUCAGCCAGGAUUCCUAUUCUACUGUAUCACAGUUGCGAUCUUUUCGACUGUGAUGAUCUACCGGGUUGCGCCAGUCUAUGGCAAGAAGAACCCGCUCAUCUACAUCUCGAUUUGCUCCACUGUUGGAUCGGUUUCCGUUAUGUCCGUCAAGGCCUUUGGCAUUGCAGUGAAAUUGACCUUCAAUCACAACAACCAAUUCGUCCACGCAUCCACCUACGUCUUUGCCAUUGUGACGUUGUUCUGCAUUCUGACACAGAUGAACUACUUCAACAAGGCAUUGAACUCUUUCUCGACUUCGAUCGUGAACCCCCUUUACUAUGUCACCUUCACCACCGCGACCCUCUGUGCCUCGUUCAUUCUUUUCAAGGGAUUCAACACCACCGACGCCGUCAAUACCAUAUCUCUACUUUGUGGAUUCCUUAUCAUCUUCACCGGCGUGUACCUCUUGAACCUCUCGCGACAUGACCCCGAUGGACACUCCAUGGUGAAUUCCAAGCUUGACGAGGAUGGAGUUCCAACAGAUGGCUUGACGAGCUUCCAGACCCGGCGCUCAAUGCAGUCCCGCCGGAGCUCCUCGAGCGCAUAUUUCAAUGGAGCCAGCGACCGCGAAGGCCUCAUCCACGCAUAUGACGCAGAGCACGGGAUCGGCAUGAACACCUUGAGUGAAGCAAAUGAAGGGGAGCCAGGUCCGACAUUCCCGACCGAAACACAGACUGCAAUGCACACCAAGCAGAACAGUCAGAUCUGA